CAAUCUCGCGACUCCAAAAUAACGGCUUCGUCCUGUUUCUGCAAGUCGUCCGUGAGCCUCGGCAUUGACCGCGACAAAUUGGAGGGAGCUAAAAUAGAAUGUGAAAGAUGAUCGUUGCUCAGGGGAAGAUGUUGAUAAAAUGUCGUAAGGAGACUGUCCUUGCUUGUGAUUUUGGUUCUGUAUCCUUUGAGCUUUGUUGGAAGAAAUCACGAUGCUUUUUAACGUUGCCUUCUUUUGCUCUGCGGCUCUGGCUGUUAGCGCCAGCAAUGAGUGGCGCGCACCUACGGCGUCUGAUCGCCGAAGCCCUUGCCCCAUGGUGAAUGCAGUCGCCAAUCACGGAUAUCUGCCUCGCGACGGCCUCCAUAUCUCGCUUGAGGAUCUGAUCGUCGCCUUCACCGACGCCAUCAACCUCGAUCCAGCUGCGACAGCUCUCGUCGGCCAAAAGGCUCUCACCACUGGGAACAAUGGCACUUUCAACCUCGAUGACCUGAACAAGCAUGGAGUUAUCGAGCACGAUGGCAGUCUGAGCCGCGCCGACAUCUUCUUCGGCGAUAACCACAGCUUCAACGAGACCAUCUGGGCCUCCACAGCCUCUCACUUCACCGAGCCAACCAUCUCCAUCGCGACCGCCGCCAAGGCUCGCAAAGAGCGCCUCAAAGCCGCUGAAGCUGCCAACCCCGAGUUCUCCCUACCUGCCGAUCUUCAGCAGUUCAGCUUCAUCGAGACUGCGCUCUACCUGUCUGUCUUUGGAAAUUUGAACGAUGGAAAUGCCAAGACAGAGUGGGUCAAAACAUUGUUCCAGGAGGAACGCUUGCCUAUUGAGGAGGGAUUCAAGAGGUCUGACGAUGUGAUCACUGCUGCUGGUAUCCUGGGUCUUGUUGCCAAGGUGGCCGUUGCUAGUAUCUAAAAUGAUGCAGCAUGGUUAGAUAUUGAUAGCAAAUCACUGAGUAUGUCAGCU
Fusarium odoratissimum NRRL 54006 is the source of this 958-nucleotide messenger RNA. RefSeq lists its product as uncharacterized. The record is from RefSeq and is a predicted model, not a curated record. Gene Ontology annotation, molecular function: peroxidase activity. Bases 212 to 907 code for a protein of 231 amino acids. Lineage: Eukaryota; Fungi; Ascomycota; Sordariomycetes; Hypocreales; Nectriaceae. The transcript is spliced from 4 exons.